AUGGCGCCCUCCAGCCCCAGCAACGCGGCAAGCUUGAGCGCGGCAAGCUUGAGCGCGGAGUCCCAGGAAGCCACCGCCGAGCAGAGAAAGGAGCUGCGGAUGGCUGACUAUGUCGCAAAGAUGCAGAUCGCCAGCCCUGAGGUGUUGCGUGUGACCCCUGCACACAUGGCCCUGUGCAGGUUCGGAAAGGCCUUCCGCGAUACUGAGGAGAAACUGUUUCACAAGAGCAAGAGAAGCCAAGAGAUCGAGAGGUUUUGGUCUCAUUCAUGGCAUGGCAACUCGUGGGCGAAGGUGCUCACACUCUUCGUGCUCUACAAUGGUUUGCCCGCUGCUGUGCUCGGGACGUUGGCUGCCGCCGUGAUGAUGGUGUUGUUUAGCUUGGAGGUCUUGCCUGGCUUCAACAGGACACCGGGAAUUCCUGACGCUGAAUCCUCUGUCUGGAGUCUUUGUGCUGGCCUGCUCGUUUACGCAAUCGUUCUUGUCCAGUGGCGUCCACAACAGCGAGUGUUCUUCGAUCGAGUUUGCAUCAGCGAGGACGACCCCGAUCUCAAGGCAAAAGCUAUUCGAAGCCUUGCUGGGAUGCUGAAGAAUUCGAAGCAGAUGUUGGUUCUUUGGGACCAGAGCUGGAGCACCCGGCUCUGGUGCUUGUUUGAGUUGGCGGCAUUUUUGAAAUGCAAGAAGGCCAAAAGCGAACAAGUGCUGAUCGUGAGACCCACCUUGGUUGGCCCGUGCUCAAUCACCGUGUUCACAACUGUUUCCGCGGGCAUGUUGGGCGUGCUUACGUUUCCGGUGCUUGCUUCUCCUGAUGCUCGUUUUUGGGCAGCCGCGACACUGCUGCCAUUGGCGGGUUUUGUGGCGUGUUUUUCAGCAGCGUUUGUUGUGGCGUUUGUCUAUCUUCGACGGUAUUUUCACUCGGUCCAUACCUUCGUGGAGAAGCUCCGAUCCGGCAACUUUGACGAGGUCGCCUGCUCGUGCUGCCAGCAGAACCAUGUGAACAAGCGGGGUCAGCAAAUUGUGUGCGACAGGGAGGUGGUGAAGCGAUGCGUGGUAGCUUGGUUUGGCAGCGUCGCAGCAUUUGAGGACAUCAUCAAUGAGGAGGUGGUCGAUGUGGUUGCGCGGGAGUUGCGAGAAGGUGUCUUCACCAGGAGCUGGGCCUUGCAAGUCGGCGCGCCGUUGCUGUGGGGCCUUAUGGACAUCGCCGCGAUUUUUUUUCGAUACAGCUUUUGGGGCAUCGGCUUCGAUCUCGCGGCCACGGGCAUCAUCGUGUGGCUGCUCGUCGUACCCCUCGUGCUCGAGGUGACAACCUUCUUGAUUCGAAGGUUUUGCAGCAGCAGCAGAACUUGUUGCUCGACAUUGUCAGGUCUAUUCUGCCAGUUGGCAACAUUCUUCUUGAUUGGGCUCUUCGUGCUCUUAAUCCUCGCUGCUUGGAGCUGGCCAAAGUUCUUGAUUACUGUGCAUGAUCUCAAAUACUCCCUCUGGUCCGGCGCCUUCUUGGGGCAAGUGCUCCUCAUGGCUGGGCUGGUCAUCCUCAUGGAGUGGCUUGUGGGGAAGCCGAAGCUUGAGAGGAGUCCAGUUCCAGACUCCAUCUCGCAUUCUUGUGGACCAGGGAACAACUUGGAGGUCGAGGAGCAGGACCUUGAGGAGACAGUACCUGCAGAUCGAGUGGAGAUUACGCUCUGA
This is a messenger RNA of Symbiodinium natans, 1680 nucleotides long. The record is from the annotation of a GenBank genome assembly. NCBI's taxonomy places the organism in Eukaryota, Dinophyceae, Suessiales, Symbiodiniaceae.